AUGGCUCUCGACUCUCUAUCCAUCGCCAAGCUUGUCAUUUACAUGAUAUUAGCGCCAGGUGCUACCUACUGCUUGUGGAAGCAUGGAAGACGAGGCUUCUUGGCGUGGUUCUACGUACAGGUUUUCUGUGUACUGCGAAUUGCGUCUGGUGGCAUCAGUCUUCACACCUCGGAUAACCAGUUGACCUCGACUGUUGUCAACAGUAUUGGCCUGUCUCCCUUGAUGCUAGCUUGCGCUGGCAUACUCCACGAGGUGGUACACACUUGUAUCCCGGACGCGAAUCGUCUGUUGGAGCUCACUUUGGAUAUCAACUAUCAUGGCAUCGUUGCGCUUGGUAUGGUCUUGACUAUUGUCGCCGUAGUAAAGCUCGAGUCCGGAGCAGAUGGCUCGUUUGAUACCAUGCUGUCCCUAUUGAAGGCUGGCGCUGGGAUAUCAGCUUUGGCUUUUGCUCUUUUGGUUAUAUGGGCCAUUUUGACCUUUCGACGCGUCAAGAAUCUGCGGAGCUCCCGGAAAGGUCCCCAAACCAGGCCUGGAAUGAUUCUUCUUUAUGGCGCUUUGAUUGUCCUUCCAUUCAUUGCCUUGCGUCUUGCAUACGGCAUGGCGUUUUUACUGCUGAGAGUGAACAGACCUUCCUCAGCCUUUAUCCGGUCUCUUGCAGCCAUGACGGUCCUUGAAGUUGUGCCAGAGCUUAUCAUCACCAUUACAUACCUCACUGUUGGGUUUCUCAGCCGAGAUAUUCAGCAGCAGACGCGUAUCAUGACACGUGAGGAAGGGACAAGUAUGGUGACAAACGUUUCCGAUAAACAGUAG
Messenger RNA from Akanthomyces muscarius, 810 nucleotides. RefSeq lists its product as uncharacterized. The record is from RefSeq and is a predicted model, not a curated record. NCBI's taxonomy places the organism in Eukaryota, Fungi, Ascomycota, Sordariomycetes, Hypocreales, Cordycipitaceae. The transcript has 3 exons. Bases 1 to 810 code for a protein of 269 amino acids.